AUGGCUCCUCCUAAACACAUCAAUCUUGUUUCGGUUGCAAUCGCCGCUCUCAUACUAAUAAUAUGUUGUCAUUGCGUCGAUGCAGCAACAUACCAACAGCAAUUCAUGGCUCCACAAAAUGCGGCAAGAGCCCGUUUAAGGCUCAAACCGCUAAAGUGGGACGCUAAAGUAGCCCGUUACGCGCAAUGGUGGGCCAACCAGAGACGCGGUGACUGCAACUUGAUCCACUCCAACGGACCAUACGGUGAGAAUCUAUUCUGGGGCUCGGGCAAAAGAUGGAGCCCGGUUCAAGCCGCCAAUGGAUGGUUGUCGGAAGCAAGGGGCUAUAACUAUUACUCAAACUCGUGCAAGGCCGAGAUGUGUGGCCAUUACACGCAGAUUGUGUGGAGGAACACACAGAGGAUUGGUUGCGCUCACGUGAUCUGCAACGGCGGAGGCGGCGUGUUCUUGACUUGCAAUUACGAUCCACCGGGAAAUUUUCUUGGUAGGAGGCCUUAUUGA
Molecule: messenger RNA, 501 nt
Organism: Thlaspi arvense
Lineage: Eukaryota; Viridiplantae; Streptophyta; Magnoliopsida; Brassicales; Brassicaceae
Source: the annotation of a GenBank genome assembly